ACUCCGUCUCGCAUCACCCCUUCACUCCUCAUUGAGUGGCUAUGCAGGGGCAGUGACGUCGCACAAAGCCUCUCUCUCACUCCCUUCUUGCUGCAUCACAACCGCUGCUAGUAGCACCCUGGCUAUUUGCACUGACCGGGGGACAGGAUAAUCACAUAGCUAAUUAGCAUAAUAAUAACUCUAAAGAUAACACUAGCUAACAUCACCACAACAGGAGUAAUCUACGGAAACCAUUUGCAUUGAGAUAUCCCAUUGGAACCGCUGGGACAUGGCCAGACAAGAUCAGGUCCUGCUCUUGGAGCCACAGCACGAACUGAAAUUCCGAGGUCCCUUCUCGGAUGUGGUCAACACCACCCUAAAGCUCGCCAACCCUACAGACAGGAAUGUGUGCUUCAAAGUUAAGACGACGGCCCCGCGCCGUUACUGCGUCCGGCCAAACAGCGGCGUCCUCGACGCCGGCACCUCAAUCAACGUCUCAGUGAUGCUGCAGCCUUUCGACUACGACCCCAACGAGAAAAGCAAACACAAGUUCAUGGUGCAGUCCAUGCUGGCUCCCCCCGAAAUGACGGACAUGGAGGGAGUGUGGAAGGAGGCAAAGCCAGAGGAGCUGAUGGACUCCAAGCUGAGGUGUGUCUUUGAGCUGCCGGCGGGGAAUGAGAAAACGCACCAGGACCUGGAUGCCAACAAGAUGACGUCGUCCAACCUGCUCAAGUCAGAGUCCUCCACACUGUCCAUGAAAUCCAUGAGCUCCACCCUGGAUGACGGCGAGGUAAAGAAGAUCAUGGAGGAGUGUAAGAGGCUGCAGAUGGAGGCACAGCGGCUACGGGAAGAGAACAAACAGAUCAGGGAAGAUGAUGGCCUGCGGAUGAGGAAGAGCAAUGUGUUGUCCUCCUCCCAGCACUCCUCCCAGUCCAUGGUGAAGGAGGAGGGUCUUAGCCUGCGCACGGUGGCACUCAUCGUGCUCUUCUUCGUGGUCGGAGUCAUCAUCGGCAAGUUGGUCUUGUAAGAGCGAGCGGCUAGCGAGAGACGGCCAACCGCAUGCUUUCGGGGGAUUGAAACAAACGGAUUUUGGAAAUCUUUUUUUUUUAUUCUUCUUUUUUUUUUUUAUUCCAUAUCAGUGGGGGUAGUUUUGAAAUCGUUAAUUUAUGUACAAAUAAAAAAAGAAGAUCCAAAUAAAAAUGUUAUGAACAAACCAACGAGAGAGAAAAAAAAUAACUUGUUACAAGAUCUCUUUAAUCAUAACAUAAUCAUUCUGGCCUACACCACAGGUACAAUAUGACCAGUAAGAAGGCGUAAAAUGCAGAUCAUUGAUAGUCAUUUGAAGCUAAGGAUUUUCUAAACACUGGGGGGUGCGAUUGAGUCAGUUUGCGUUGUGUGAAUGUCGUUUUCAAGGAUUGUUGUUUCUUUUCACAAGAGGCCAGAGGCCGUGGGCAUACUCUGUGUAAAGAAUCCACUGUAACCCUACAGUAAUGUAAUGCCAGGGGGGGAGCACUCUUUUUGGCUCACCUCCUUUAGAACAUGAUUGACAGAGAGGCUUCAGAGAGUAGACGAGGUUAUGCACAGGGCUACUGUCAACCAAACUGACUCCUCCAAUCAGAGGCUUUGUAUAGACCGGCUCCUCUGUGAUUGGGGAACAUCCUUAAUCGACACAACAACCCGCCCCUCUCCCCCUGCCCCCCCAUUCUCUGUUUUUUCCAAGCUAGAACAUUUCCCCCCUCACCUUUUGAUCACGAAUAUACGAGUUGGCAGUAUAUUCUUGAUUGCAUGCGUCCACAAAAGAGCAUUGAAUUUUUUGGGACAUUUUUUCAUUUAAUUGAAUUGCUUUCAUCAUUGUGAUGUUUCUUUUCAGCCGUAGGUUUGCACAACUCUAUCUUCAGAUUUUUUUCCUUCUUUAUUUAAUUUAAAUUGUUUUGUGAUUUUGAAGGGAUUUUUGUUUUAGGGAGUGAGGCAUUAUUAAAAAAUUAAUGCAGCUAAAUGAACUCUGGAUGGGUUGGGAAUGAGUCACUGAAUAAACUACUUACUGGAUGUUUGACCUGUGACUGCUAUUGGCAAGUUAUUCUGCAAGGAAGGAAGGACGAGAGGGAGGGUGGGAGGAAG
Molecule: messenger RNA, 2097 nt
Organism: Coregonus clupeaformis (lake whitefish)
Lineage: Eukaryota; Metazoa; Chordata; Actinopteri; Salmoniformes; Salmonidae
Product: vesicle-associated membrane protein-associated protein B
Exons: 6
Coding region: 269-1006 (245 amino acids)
Biological process (GO): endoplasmic reticulum membrane organization
Cellular component (GO): plasma membrane; endoplasmic reticulum membrane
Molecular function (GO): FFAT motif binding
Source: RefSeq, a predicted model, not a curated record